Lolium rigidum is the source of this 1190-nucleotide messenger RNA. Its product is annotated as probable indole-3-pyruvate monooxygenase YUCCA10. The coding region runs from base 42 to 1190 and encodes 382 amino acids. The transcript is spliced from 4 exons. The record is from RefSeq and is a predicted model, not a curated record. Lineage: Eukaryota; Viridiplantae; Streptophyta; Magnoliopsida; Poales; Poaceae. Gene Ontology annotation, molecular function: NADP binding; flavin adenine dinucleotide binding; monooxygenase activity.
CGCACCCAUAUCCCACACCUUUGUGAAAUCUUGUCUUCGUAAUGGAGAAUGUCGUCGUGUUGAUUGUUGGCGCUGGUCCAGCAGGCCUCGCAACAGCAGCGUGCCUAACCCAAUUCUCCAUUCCUUACGUCAUCGUCGAGCGUGAGGACUGCAGCGCGUCACUUUGGCGCAACCGCGCAUACGACCGCUUGAAGCUGCAUCUCGCAAAGGAGUUCUGUGAGUUACCACACAUGUCAUAUCCACCAGAUGCACCAACAUACAUACCAAAAUCCCUGUUUCUGAAGUACUUGGAUGAAUAUAUGAAGCGUUUCAAUAUUCAACCAAAGUAUCUCACUAGCGUGGAGUCAUCCAAAUACGACGACGAUAAGAAGUAUUGGUCCAUUGUGGCUCGUGACAUGGUGGAGGGCACAACAAUAAAUUUUAUUGCAAAGUUCCUUGUUGUGGCGAGUGGUGAGAAUAGUGCAGAGAAUAUUCCUGAGAUCCCUGAACUUCACAGUUUUCCGGGUGAGGCCAUCCACUCGUCAAGAUACAAGUCAGGCAAGAACUUCUCAGGUAAGAGCGUGUUGGUCAUUGGAUCUGGAAACUCUGGGAUGGAAAUCGCUUACGACCUUGCGACACAUGGUGCCAAUACUUCGAUUGUUAUACGAAGUCCGAUUCAUGUAAUGACAAAGGAACUAAUCCGGUUGGGGAUGACACUAGCCCAGCAUCUUCCCCUGAAUCUAGUGGAUAGCCUCCUUGUUAUGGCGACAAAAUACAUAUUUGGGGACCUAUCAAGGCAUGGCAUCAGAAUGCCAAAAAUGGGUCCAAUGACCCUCAAGUCAAAAACUGGCCGAUCUGCUGUGAUUGAUGUUGGCACUAUCGGGUUAAUAAAAAGAGGCAUCAUCCAAGUUGAAGGAAGCAUUAUUAAGAUCAUGGGCAACAUAGUAAAAUUUCAAUCUGGGAAUGAACUCCCAUUUGAUGCAAUUGUGUUUGCAACUGGGUACAAGAGCACAGCAAAUAUGUGGCUCAAGAAUGGUGAGAGCAUGUUAAAUGACAAUGGACUACCAACCAAAGAAUAUCCAAAUCACUGGAAAGGUGAAAAUAGACUCUACUGUGCUGGGUUGGCAAGGAGAGGAUUGGCUGGUAUUGCUGCAGAUGCUAAGAAUAUCGCUGAUGACAUUAAAUCUGUUAUACGCUCUAUGUGCGGCUAA